Molecule: messenger RNA, 1654 nt
Organism: Armigeres subalbatus
Lineage: Eukaryota; Metazoa; Arthropoda; Insecta; Diptera; Culicidae
Exons: 2
Coding region: 38-1552 (504 amino acids)
Biological process (GO): SCF-dependent proteasomal ubiquitin-dependent protein catabolic process
Cellular component (GO): SCF ubiquitin ligase complex
Molecular function (GO): protein binding
Source: RefSeq, a predicted model, not a curated record
UCGACUACAGUACCCAUUUAGUAAACCUUCCUGCAUAAUGACAACUGAAGGCGUUCGUUUAUCCAAGUUCCCGGUGGAAAUCGUGGACCACAUAUUCUCCUUUCUUCCGUUACCUGAUCGAAAGUCCGCAUCGCUGGUAUGCCGCCUGUGGAACGAGCUGGCCUUUGACGAUCGAUACAUGCGCCACGUGGUGAUCAACUUCAGUGGUUGGGAAAGCUCCAACAAAAUCAGUUACCUAAGGAAAAGUUCCCGUCGCUAUCGGAACAUUUUGGCGUACUUGGGAAGAGAGCUGCACCGGGAGAUUUUCUUCGACAUCAUCAUUGAAGUUUUGGACCACAUCGGUAGCGAGCUGCGGAGCUUCCACUGUAUGGCCCUCAUGAGUGAAAAACAACUGUGGAGCGUGAUUAGCCGUGUGCCGAAACUUGAACAGUUGAUAGUGGGAUUUUAUACGUCGAGCUCGAGACAACAAGAGUGCUUCUUUCCGGAAUUGAAGAAUCUGAAGGAUUUGCGAUUGCUGGAGAACGUUCAUCAGAUUCAAAGUCUGAAUAUUCCCGCUCUGACUCAGUUCAGUGGCAAUUUCAGCGACUCAUGGGACGCUAAAGAAUCAUUGGCUGCUCUGCGACGUAUGGCGCCGCAGCUCAAGAGAUUAGAAUUGCAAUCGAGUGAAAAUUUUAUUCCGAUCGACGAGCUUCAGUUUCCGAAUGUAGAAAAGCUGGAGCUAAGCGGUCAAAUCUACCAAGAUGCGAGUAAUUCCGCGUUGAGAGCCCUCUUCUCCGGAUUCAAAUGUUUGAAAGAGGUUGAUCUGAUUUUCAAUACGGAGCAGCUAGUGCUGGAUAUAAUCACCAAGGAGUGUCCGGGGAUUGAGAAAUUGCAUUUCGAGAAUCAUCCACUGAAUCCUAAUUCGUUUAGUUUGUUGGAGCGAUUGAAGCGCUUGGAGACAUUGAGCCUUGUCGUUAGUAUUGAUACGCCAAUCAUUCUGGAGAGUAAGCCCCUAGUAAGUGUUAAGCGCCUUUGCCUGCAGAUAUACAACAUGGAUGCUGAUGCAAGUGUCAUCAAGGGUCUUCGGAAACUGUUGCCGAAUGUGAACGACGUGAGUGUGAUAUUGGCAACAUAUUUCAAACCGGAGAACGUUCUGGACCACAUCUGCCGCAGCUUUUCACAUAUUAAGCGAAUUUACAUUUCGCAUGCUUGGAAUCCUCAGCUGGACGGCAACCUGUUGGGGACUUUGCAGCAUCUGGAUCAUCUCGAAGAGCUUUUGCUAAAUGGCAUUCAUACGCCGGUGGAGCUGAUGGUUCCGAACAGACACAUGAAGCGUUUGACAUUGGAGCACUGCCGCUGGUUGACCGAUGGAAAUUUGUUGAACCUUGCGCAGUUAUAUCCAAAUCUUAAAUACUUGGAACUGGUUUGGUGCACCAAAGUUACUCCACGAGGAUUGGAGAAGUUUCGAUCUGUGCUGGCAGAUUGCGUAGUAUAUCGUGUUCGCUCGAACCCACUGCGCUACACAGACUCAAAACACCAACAAUUAAAGUUUUUCCUGUCUUGGAUAUUGUAGAAACAACUCAUUCAAUUCUUGGAGUUCAUGUUAUUUGAUAGCAACCACAGGACAGGAUUGAAUAAGUUUUGUGGCCUGAGUUUCUUUAACAUUUGCACAGGG